Molecule: messenger RNA, 1303 nt
Organism: Vespa mandarinia (Asian giant hornet)
Lineage: Eukaryota; Metazoa; Arthropoda; Insecta; Hymenoptera; Vespidae
Product: odorant receptor 13a-like
Biological process (GO): sensory perception of smell; detection of chemical stimulus involved in sensory perception of smell
Cellular component (GO): plasma membrane
Molecular function (GO): odorant binding; olfactory receptor activity
Source: RefSeq, a predicted model, not a curated record
GAUAUCACGUUAAAUAUGAUUACCAAAAACGAUAACUAUACUUCCGCGAACAAUGAGUGCGACGACUACAUGAAGUACGUAAAUCUUACAACUGAACCGAAUCGCUGGAUUUUGGAGCCAUUGGGUAUUUGGCCAUUGAAAAGAGAUUGCGUCGAGGUGUCUUGGAAGGACAAUUUUCUCCGUAGAGGAAAAAACGUGAUCUUUUAUUUUCUAAUGAUUUUUGUCUUUGUAUCUUGCGUUCCUUACGUGAUUUUUGAGGUCGAAAGUCUCUACGAUAAGUUGAAGCUUACCGGUCCAUUGAGUUUCUGUGCGAUGGCCAUUCUCAAGUAUAUCUUUUUGACUAUUCGAGAGGAGGAGAUUCGAUGUUGUGUGAAGUCUAUCGAGAUGGAUUGGAAGAGGAUAACGCAUUUCGAGGAUGAACAAAUAAUGAUCAAUAAAGUUUACUUUGGACGUCGUCUUGUGACUGUUUGCAUCAUUUUCACAUACAGUGCUGCUAGUUUUUAUUACAUUGUCUUACCUUUGAUGAGCGGAAAGGUUUUUGCAUCUGCUAUAAACGUAACAUACAGGCCAGCUCCUUUUCCGGUAGCUAGCUUCUUCAUGGAUAUUCGUUACAGUCCGGCAAACGAAAUUAUUAUCUUUAUUCAAUGUCUUUACGGAUUUGCGGCUCAUUCGAUCGCAGCUGGUACUUGCAGUUUGGCAGCCGUUUUCACGAUGCACGCUUGCGGGCAGCUGCAGGUCUUGAUGAAUUGGCUGGAACACUUGUUGGAUGGUCGGGAAGGCAUGUGCUCCAACGUGGACGAAAGAAUGGCGAGUAUCAUUCAACAACAUGUCCGAAUUUUGAAUUUCAUAUCGCUCACUGAAAAUUUAUUAAAUGAGGUCUCUCUAAUCGAGGUCGUCGGAUGUACUUUAAAUAUGUGCUUACUUGGAUAUUAUUGCAUUAUGGAAAGUAACAUGUCCGAAAGAAUAGGUUGCAUAACGUAUGGCAUAAUUCUUACAUCCGUGACUUUCAAUAUUUUCAUAUUUUGUUACAUAGGAGAGCUACUUAUGGAACAGUGUCAAAUAUUAGGAGAGCGAACGUACGCAAUCGAUUGGUAUCGUUUAACAGGAAAGAAAAGUCAACCUCUUAUUCUCCUAAUCGCCAUGUCGAGAGCAACAACGAAAUUAACGGCCGGAAAUUUCAUGGAGCUUUCUUUGAGUAGUUUCAGCGACGGCUCGUUCGAGAUUUGAACACUGACGACGAGUGCAAGUCUCGAGAAAAACUGUAUAUAAAGUUAUAGCGAUUUCGUAAGAAUGGCAGAAGAAC